AAUUUUGUAAAAAUAUUGUUACAGUUAUUCUAGCUGAAGCGAUACCUCAACUGGGUUUGUUCAUAUCAUUAGUCGGUGCAGUUAGUAGUACUGCUCUAGCAUUGAUAUUCCCACCAAUCAUUGAAAUGGUUGUAUGCUGGCAAAAUGCAUCCUUGGGCAUCUGUACAAUAUCGAAAGAUAUCCUGAUAGUUUUGAUCGGUCUCCUUGGUUUCAUUACUGGGACGUAUGAAAGUAUAACUUCAAUCAUUAAAGCGUUUAGUACGUAAUAAUUAGAUUAGUUUGUUGUAUAAAUUGUUAUUAGUUUUUUAAAUGUACGUAUAUAUAUAUAUAUAUAUAUAUAUAGAUACAUAUACAUUCUACAAUACUAGAUAAUAGAUCAUGACAUUUACAUUGAAAUUCUCUAGAUUAUUGUUAAUAAUAAUAUUAUUUAU
Molecule: messenger RNA, 431 nt
Organism: Apis dorsata (giant honeybee)
Lineage: Eukaryota; Metazoa; Arthropoda; Insecta; Hymenoptera; Apidae
Product: proton-coupled amino acid transporter 1-like
Exons: 1
Source: RefSeq, a predicted model, not a curated record